AUGCUGGAAGUACAGAACAGGAGGAACCAGCGGGCGAACGCCGAUCUCGAACGAUUGGGGACGCUGCCUCUGGAGGGUGGAGAUCCCAGACCCGGUUCGCUGGAAGGAUAUGCUGCAAUUGACCCCGGAAGCACGGGCACUCGUGCUGUCAUAGCAAUUUCGAAGAUCGACGAGACCACCGGGAAAAGAAGGAUAGUCGAAGACGGCAUCAAGCGCAUCCAAGAUUUUAGGGAAGAUGACGACCGUGACAGACGAACCACCCGGGGUGAAUGGCCAUCGAAGUGCUGUCCCUUUGAUGGCCCUCCUUACUACGUUGGCUACGAAGCUGACGCUCAGGACAAGAAGAGGACAAUUUCUAUCAAGGCCAUUCCAUACUUCAGAACGCAAGAUGAUGAUGGUCACCCUUUCACGAGAGCUCUCUACGACCACUCCAGAUCUCUGCGUUCUGAGGUCGACAGACGACACUUCGAUGAUGUACUGGAUACUAUUUUUAACGAGGUCGUCCAGCGCAUCCUCAGCAUGUGCAAGGCAUCGAACAUAAAGCUCCGUUCCCUGGCCGUGUGCGUUCCGCAAACUUGGUCGAGACGCGAGACGCCUAUCCAGGAGUACCUUGGUCCCAUACUCGAUCGCACGGUGGCGAUAGAUGGCGUCGAGACAACAUUUGCUCUCGAGGCUCAGUCCCAGGCUCAGUACAUCAUCAAACACUACUUUCGGCAACUGAAGACCUGCAAUGAGCUGAUGGUCCUUGACUUUGGUGGACAUUCCAUGGGAGGCUCCGACACCCAGCUACAUUGGGGCCCUGCGAACGACCGGCCUACGUUCCAUGCUCCGCCAGGAAGCGAUUUUGGCGUCCGAGGUGGCUACGAGCUCUGGGAGAUCGGAAUUGGCAAUUGUAUCGACAAGACAAUGAAGAGGAAUCCGAAAAAGUACCCCCAAAAGAGGCGCCACGUGAUAAAGGCGAAACUCCUGGAGGGUUUCUUCAAUAGCAAGGCCAGGAUUAAUUUCGAGAACCCGCACAGGCUUCACACCGACCUGGUGGACCACUUCAAGGACCCGAAGGCGUCUUACGCCGUCUACAUCACGGCCGAACAGCUCAAGGCUGAGUGGGAGAACGCCUUCCGAGAUGCAAUCAACAUGGCGGCCCGGAACAUCAGAAACGUCGUUACGGAGGGCAGAAAACUGAGGGUUCUUCUGACAGGAGGAAGUGCGAACAGCCAGAACUUGAGGGCUGAGCUGAACAAUGUCUGCGAUGAGCUUCGCGAGAAGGGGUUCGAUGUUACCCUCAAGGUCGUUGCGAAGGACAUGGACACGGUCCUGGCCCCUGUGUGGAGCAUUGCCGAGGGAGCGGCAUGCUGCCAUGCCACCGCCAUGGACGUGGACGAAUUCUUCGACCUCGGUGCGGCUCUUGGCUUGCAGAUCCGGACGGCCAUGGCCAAUGGUGGAGAGUGGGCUGGAGAAAACUGUCAGCUCCUGUUUUGCAAGCGAGACGGCGUGGAGCGACACCCCAAAGUCGACAUCGACAUCGAUGGUACCAAGAGGAAGUUCAGGAUCGUUGCCGACCCUUUCCUGAUGGCUUCUCAGGGGAAGGUGAGCAGCAGCGACGUCAUCCUCGUCAAGGAUGCCUACGACAUUGGGGACCUCGAGCUCAAGUACAUCCCGAGCUUCGGCGGAGAUGCGCUACCCAUCCCAAACGGCAGACACACUCUCGAGGUCGCCGAAGUAGUCUGCAGCGGCCGGGAGGCGAUCGCGGUCCUCCGGCUGAGGCCCAACCUGUCCGAUGGUGCCCGCAGGUCCAAGAGGAUGCUGGACAAGAUGGCCAUCGACGGACACUGCAACUGGAGCCUCCUAUUCGAGCUGCCUCUGACGUCGUGCGGGCCCAGCAACCUGGUGGAGCUUGAUAUCGACCGUGUCCGUGGCCGUCUGUGGAAACUUGAUGGAUACAUUCAUGGCGCUCGCCUCGGGGAACAACAACGUGAGAUCAGCGUGGAACUGGGUACCCCGUUUCCGUCGCCAGCGAAGCGACGAAGGGUGGAUGGCCGAUUUCCCAUCAGACCAGAUCCGCAAGGAGAUAUUGAUGAGCUUUCUUAUGAUUGGGAUCACUAG
Molecule: messenger RNA, 2103 nt
Organism: Diaporthe batatas
Lineage: Eukaryota; Fungi; Ascomycota; Sordariomycetes; Diaporthales; Diaporthaceae
Exons: 7
Coding region: 1-2103 (700 amino acids)
Source: RefSeq, a predicted model, not a curated record